UCCUAAAACCUAAUUCUACUUGUCCAACCCAAUUUAUCACUGAUCAGGCCAACCGUGGUGAGAUCCGACAUGCCAUGCACAAGGAGCGGCCCAAAUGGUGCAAUCAUAUAUCCAUGAGAGUCCAUGGGAGACCUUGGUGGGCUAGGAUUAUUCCUUUCCACUGAACUAUAUCUCCCUCUAAGUCCCCACUUCUUCCCUAGCUUUAGUUUCACUCAAGUGUGGGGAACCUUAGAGAAUUGAUGAUAAGAGUUAUUUAGAAUUUUUUUUUUUAUGGUACGUGAUGUUUGGAUUGAUUGUUUGUACAUAUUGUACUACUUGUUUUGAAGGAUACCUUACAAGACUAAGGGAAUGACGCGUGGAGAGAGUUCUUCCAACAUGGAAAGUUCUCAAACUUCUCAUCCUCACCACAACCAUUGGAAGCAGAAAAGCAAAUCCGGAUCAAAAGAAAUAGUUGUUGAAGAACCGAAUCCACCAUCACUCUCUCCAUCUAACAAGGGAAAGAAAUUAAUCAAGAAAGUCAAGCCAAUGUUAGAGCGGCAUGGAGUAUCUUACUCAUUUUUAUUUGGGCAGUGUCCCCGAUCAAUUUAAGACCAACCUUUUUUGGCUUCAAGUAUUCAGCUGGAUACUCUUUGCACAGCUUGGGAUCGAGGAUGCAAUUCGUUCCAAGAUUCAGAAGUUGGAGCGGCUUAAAUUGUCAUUCAUUCAAGAGAACAUCUACAAGAUACUUGUUCUGGAAUUCAUUACCACUCUUAUUAUUCAAGAUAUGCGAGGUGUUGCCGACCUUCAAGACAACAUCCAAUUCAAACUAGGAGGAGAACACCGUCAAAUGUCGAUUUGGGAGUUUACAAGAGCCAUGGAUAUUUACCUAGCAAACUUCGUUGACUCACCGGAAGCUUUUGCCACCGUGGCAAGGGAAUUCGACUUCCCAUGUUUCAAGGCUUUCUAUGAAUCUGAAGUCAAGAAGUUCAACAAUCGACCUUGGGAUGUCAAGAUAUCGAAGGCUAGUGAGGUGAAACCGGAGUGGCGAUUAAUCCACCAUGUGAUUGCUAGGUCCGUGGGUGGAAAUAAUCGAAGCAAGGGCAAUUUGACUGGCCGAGACUUCAUUUUAUUCCAAAGCAUGCAUCUUCCUCAAUCGCUUCACCUCGUUUUGGCAAUUCUAUCCAUCUUCAAGCGAUAUGAAACGAACCGUCGACUCACUACCCUUCAUGGAGGAGCUUAUGUCACUCGACUUGCAAAGUAUUUUGAUGUCGACUUCUUGGUCGUGCAAUUUCGGCUGGAUAGUAGGACUACUCCUAUAUCCUUUGAUAUCUUAAAAUCCAGAAUUAUAGUGUUACAUUUGAGUGACAAUGGCAUUUGGGGAGUGCGUGGACUUCCAUUUCCAACCACUAACACAUUGGAUAUGGAUGGUAUGGUGUUCCGUCUUCUGGAAGCCACGACGGUAAGAGGAUGAAGAGGGCUAGUCAAUGAGGAAAAAAAGUUUGAAAGCAUGUACGAGGGAGGAGAGGUACAUAUAUCCAAUUCUCAUCCGGUUCCCCCACCACUCUACCCUGCAAGGGAUCUAUUCGAAGUGAUGAUAGCGGCAAUCCUUAACAAUCAAACGAGGGAGAGGAAGAGUGGCUCCAUAUCAUGGCAUGCAUCCAUGCUAUAAUGAAGAAGAUGGAUAUUCCGAUUGCGGAUGUAUUGCCCCAAUUUGUUCACUCACCUUCCCCUUUGCCAUUCUAAGAAGAAGAAGAAGAAGAAGAAGAAGAAGGCAUCCAAGGCCUAAGUUCUAUCUUUUCUUUUUCUUUGCUCUUCUUUUCUUUUCUUUUCUUUAAACAAAGUUUAAUUAUUGCU
Molecule: messenger RNA, 1833 nt
Organism: Linum trigynum
Lineage: Eukaryota; Viridiplantae; Streptophyta; Magnoliopsida; Malpighiales; Linaceae
Source: the annotation of a GenBank genome assembly